Messenger RNA from Caenorhabditis briggsae, 480 nucleotides. NCBI's taxonomy places the organism in Eukaryota, Metazoa, Nematoda, Chromadorea, Rhabditida, Rhabditidae. The transcript has 5 exons. The coding region runs from base 1 to 480 and encodes 159 amino acids. The record is from RefSeq and is a predicted model, not a curated record.
AUGCCGAAUUUCGAGAAUCCAUUCCCGCAGACCACGCAUUUGCCAGUCGUGAAGCUUCUCUUGACUACACAUCACUUCAUCAAAUGGGAAGGACAGUCCCAGUGUUCAAAUAUGUGUAAAUCUCUGAAAGUUCCACAAAAAAAAUUGACUGGACGCCUUGAGCUCAUGCCAGAAGCUCAACGAUGCAAGUUCAUCAAUUUGCCCAUCUUUGCUGAUACACUGAACUCCUCACAUCCAUCCAAAGCCGAUUACUCGAGAACCUUCCACUGCUUGGGGAUUUACAAGUAUACUGGCUACCCAGCGAGGCAAACAUUUACGGUUGCUGACGAAACAGCUCCAGAGGCAGAAGCCGAUCUGUUCCUCAAACACUGCAGCCAGGGAGGAAAACAAAUCGACCAGAAGAGACCUCCAACCCAACUUUUCAACAAUUCGGAUCGUCAAGUGCGAAAAAAUUGGAAAUCUCUCCCGUUUCCCAAUUGA